CUCCUUUGCUAUCCUGUUGCUGGCUUGCACAGCUGGAUGGAGAAUCUGCCUGGGGUUUGUAUUCCAGAGUUAACAUGCUUCUGUGGAACAAAAUAGACAUCAGAAGCAGCUGGUACGUGAAUAUGGCAUCCUUUGCUGUCAUACAGCACGCCUCUGCUGGAACAUUUAAUUCCAUGGGAGGAAAUAGCGUCUCUCUCUCCAAAAGUAUCCGUUUUGGAGUUGGAGCUUCCUUUUCUUUAGCGGCAAUGCAGGGUGUCUGAUACAGAGUUGAAAAGGAGACUGUAAAUGCUUCUUUGUAGCUUUUGCUAGCUCCUGAGGGCAGUAUCAAGAUGACUGACAAUUUGUGAUUCCACACUCUUCCUGAGAAGAGAAACAACAGAGUAUUAACAAUGUUGGGUUUUUAUGCCGCAGUGAAAGUUACGGGUCUGCUGUUAAGAGUGAGAGCAAGGGGAGCUAAUCUGUGCUUUGCCUUUUAAGGAGGAAGCCCAUGUGGGCUCUGUUUCAUUUUACCUGUGGCUUUCAUAUGUGAAGGUUUUCAGGCAUUACCUCUGUAUUGCUUUAAUACUCCUCUUUACAGUCACAUGGAUCAUCUCUUUAGCUCUCCUGGCAUUCAAGGGCUGUGUUUAAUUCUGUUCUACGUAGAGAGGUAUGUACCUGGCUGAAGGCUCUCUGUUUUAAAGCUACGAAUAGAAACUCUUUCCAAAUGCUGUUCACCAUAUUGUCUUUUUUGCCUAAGUAUAUUUUAGUUGUGAACUGCCAAAAAUAGGUAAGGGAGGGGUGGGAGUGGGAAAAAGGAUGGGGGCGUGGAACACAAGCUGGGAAUUUCCGAGCAACUGACAUAUGAACUUGUUCUGAUCACCAGUGAGUUACAAUCUCUUCUCCUAGAGUUUGCAGCUAUCAGAAUUUAGCUGGGACAAUAGUAUUAUGGGAGCUGUAAGAUUUUACUCCCGUUUUUCUACUGUUUGGUUGUUGCUGCUGGCAGUCAGUAUUAGCCACUGCUUGGGAUUGAAAUGCAAAGAACAUCAAUAUCCUUUUCGUGACAAAUGCUGCAAGGAGUGUGCCCCUGGUGAAGAAAUGAGCUACCGCUGCACUUCAACAACAGACACAGUCUGUGUCCCCUGUAAAGAUGAAUACUUCAGUAGUAAGCACAAUCUCGAGUUCUGCCAUGUUUGUACAGUCUGCAACACUAGAAAGGGGAGUGUGGAAGUGAAGAAGUGUGAGAAGACCUCUGACAGAAUUUGUAAGUGUGUGGCAGGUUAUAUGCCAGAUGCCAGAAGCAAACUGAGACAUGAAUGCUUACCAUGUCCUGAAGGGUCUUAUUCCAUAGGGGGUUAUGAGAAGUGUCAACCUUGGACCAACUGCAGCCUUCUUGGGAAAAGGACUCUUCGACCAGGGACGAAAACAGAUGAUGCUGUUUGCAGCAGCCAGAUCCCACAGGCAACUGCCUCUCAGAGUACAACACCUGCUUUGAACCUUUCCACCACACACCACAAGAAUAAUACAUCAACUGCAGCGUUCUCACCAUCCAGACCCAGCCUGAUUCCUUCCAUUUGUUUGGAUACAAACAGCCCCAUGGCGACUAACUGGGGGUCUGUAUCACUUAUCUUUAUUUGUCUGAUAUUGCUCAUGGUGAGUGGAAUGUCCAUCCUCCUGUUGAUUAUCCAAGCAGCCAAAAAGGAGACCAAGAGGAGGCCCCAUAGAAACAACCAUAAUGAAGAAAACAGCUGCCGACUUCCUAUCCAGGAAGAACAAAUUGACUUCAAUUCUAGUCUCAUCAAAAACUGACUCCACGUUCUGUUACCGUUUCCUGUGUUUCUGAGCUAAUGGAUUGUAGUAACACAUGAUGUGUCAGUGUUCUGUGGCUGGAUGUGGAGGGGAUGUCCUGUUUAGUUGUACUUUAGUUCCUCUGGGGCUCGUUGAGUGCCCGUUUGGUGUUAGGAGCCAUGGGAGUAGCUGUUCUUGGUGGAAUGAUGUGAUUCUUUCUCUUGAGCAGAUCCUGUGCACAGCAUCCCUGUUGCCAGGACUGAGUGGCUAUAGUCCUCUGUGCGUUUCUAGCCAGUUCUGUAUAUAAGGAUAGGGAAUUGUCUUGGAAUUGAAUAAAGUAUUGAGGAAGCUGUAAGAGCUGAUCCUUGAGCAGACACAAAACAGGGAAAGCCAAAGACCUGCCUUAUAACUGAACUUGUAUCUUGUCUUACAGCUCUGAGAUGCUUAAGCAGAGCCUUCCUCUCUUUUCUCAGUACAGGUAUCUGCAGUGUUUCAGUUUGGUUCCCAAAUGAACUUUCCUUACAUUAGGUGAAGAAUCUCCCCUGAUGAACCUAGCCAGCUUCCUUUUUGCUUCCAUUUCUUCAGGUUAUUUCUUCUUGGUCUAGUGGAGUAGCACCACAAUCCUGGUGCUAGCUGUUGAGUGACUAUCGAGAGAUGGCUGCUCAAUGCCACUUCUUUCUUCCCUGCAUUUCUUCAAACACCCACUGAGAAAAUGUCAUGUUAACAUAUUGAGCAGCAUCCCUGCUGUCCUCCCAACAAAUGGAAUUACUCAUGAUCACCAAGUAUAUCCAGAUCUCCAAGUGUUUGGAAAUCUCCAUGGAAAUCUUCAUGUGUGUAUAAAGUAGAAUAUGUGGAUCGCCAGAAGGCAAAGGGAAUGGUAAUUUUUGAUGAGAACAUUAGUAGUGGAAACUUGUUCAAAAUAGGAGGAAAGGCAGAGUACUCAUUGAAUACAGGUAUUUUAUAUACACGGGACCAAAGCAUAUGCCAAAAUAUGCAGCAGAAAAUGUAUUCAAGAAUACAACUGGUGUCUACAAACAUGUUGUUAAACAUAUGUAUUCUUAUAUGUUAUACAUAUGGUAUACUUAGCAAUGAUUUCCUAUUUUGAAGUGCAUAUACAAUGUAUAUAAACAUUUGUAUUAUAUACAAAGUGUGAUAGUGACUUCUUGAAAUAAAUGGUAGUACCAGCUAGAA
Molecule: messenger RNA, 2955 nt
Organism: Pezoporus flaviventris
Lineage: Eukaryota; Metazoa; Chordata; Aves; Psittaciformes; Psittacidae
Gene: TNFRSF4
Product: TNF receptor superfamily member 4
Exons: 7
Coding region: 925-1785 (286 amino acids)
Biological process (GO): inflammatory response
Molecular function (GO): tumor necrosis factor receptor activity; protein binding
Source: RefSeq, a predicted model, not a curated record